CGCAGUGGGUGGGACGGCCGCUGGUCCGUCUCCUAGCGCGGCUGGCUAGGUGCUCCGGAGUUCGGCGCUUUCCGCGGAGUUGGCUGCGUCCGGCAGUUGAGCUGCACGCGGAGGGGCGUCCGGCAGUUGAGCUACACGCGGAGGGGCUGCCCUCGCCUCCUUGCACCGCCGGUCCCGCUCCAGAGUCUCAGAUAUGGGCCUUCGUCAGUUCCUGGUGUCCUUCUUUGUCCUGCUGUUGUCUGGCACAGAAGUCACAGGCACCCUAAAGAGCACCCUGGACCCGAGCCUCAAGAUUUACAAGAAGAUGUUUGAGGUGAAGCGGCGGGAGCAGUUGCUGGCACUGAAGAACUUGGCACAACUGAACGACAUCCACCAGCAGUACAAGAUCCUUGACGUCAUGCUCAAGGGGCUCUUUAAGGUGCUGGAGGACUCCCGGACAGUGCUCACUGCUGCAGAUGUGCUCCCAGACGGGCCCUUCCCCCAGGAUGAGAAGCUGAAAGAUGCUUUCUCCCACGUGGUGGAGAACACAGCCUUCUUUGGUGAUGUGGUACUGCGCUUCCCGAAGAUCGUACACCACUACUUUGACCACAAUUCCAACUGGAACCUCCUCAUCCGCUGGGGCAUCAGCUUCUGCAAUCAGACGGGCGUCUUUGACCAGGGGCCCCACUCACCCAUCCUCAACCUGAUGGCCCAGGAGCUGGGGAUCACUGAGAAAGACUCUGACUUCCAGAACCCAUUUAAAAUAGACCGGCAGAGACUAAAUCAAAUCACUCUGCUCUCUCAGUUCAUUCCUAGCACUGACCCUUUCCAGAAGGCCUUGAGGGAAGAAGAAAAACGCCGGAAGAAGGAGGAGAAGCGGAAAGAGAUCCGAAAAGGCCCAAGAAUCUCAAGAUCUCAGUCUGAAUUGUAGCCCUGGAGCAGUUUGGGACCUAAGGGAUCAUCAAGAGGCCAGUCAGAAGAGUCGCAGCCGUGUGGCUGUGGUAUAGCAGCAUCAAGCACCAUGGUGAGCACCAGCCACUUCCGGAUGGAGACCCUAUGUUUGCUGAGUCCUCAGGAGCUGGGUCUGAGCCUUGGCCAAAAAGACUGAGCCUCUGGGAUCUUAGGGCACACCAAGGGGUCUUGAGAGGACACUGUUCUGUAGACAGGAGCUUGCAGAGAAGCUGUUGGGGGAGGCUGGCUGAGGGACUCCUGGUCUGGAUCCUCUUGGUGAGAGUUGCAGGCCAGCUGCUGGCCUUUGUGAGGAAGCGGUAGAAUCUGGCUCUGAAUUACAGGUGAAGGUGUCAUGCUUGUAGCUGGCCUCACUGUAUUCCUGGACUGCCUAUCACCAUUCCAGCUCUCUGCAGAGCAACGCUAAAAGGCAGCAAAUUCAUUGGCCUCACCAAGACUGACGAGGAGGCUGUAAGGACACCAGGAGCUUCUAGAAGCGGCAGGACCAGCCUGGAGUAUGUUUCUGCCUCAUCAGGAGGGAGCCCCAGGCCUUUGCAUUGCAGAGAAACAAGAACAAGAAACAAGAGGUUUAGGCCUCUCAUUCACUCACUGCUGCCCUUCAUAAGGGAUCAGUUUGGAGGGGACCCAGAAGUGUCCUGGGAGGGUGUUUAUUUCAAGGAGACCUUAAAAGAACAUGAUCUCUAGUCUCAGAUAACUGGGGACAGUCACUGAGCUGGUUCAGGGGACAAUCAACUUGUUCUCUCUACUGCUAAAGCUAGAGCCUGUGUGGGGGGUGAUGUUAUAGGGGACAGGUUACAGGAAGCUGGCUUGGUAAUGGGACUACUGUAAACUGCGCUGACCAGAUGGUGGGCUUCUCAGUUCAGGGUUCAAGCAGAGUCUCAUGGCCACAGGGCAGGGAGCUAUGGCAGGAGUUAGGCCCUCGGAGGGCAGCCUGGUCUCUAUGAAUUCCAAAGCAGGUGGCUGCCUUGCCUCUAUUGAAAUUACAGUGCUACCUCUUCGAUCUUGUCAAGCCAAAAUGUAUCCCUUAAAGGCAUGGAGACACCCACCAUCCCUGUGUCAUCCCCAGCCAUACCCCUACCUUCAGGAACACUCUUCCUCUUACUGCUGACAGUGGUGGCGAGACCUGAGCCUUAGCCCGACUGACCUUGGCCUACUCUCUUUCUUCCCUGAGCUGUGCCUUCAUUGGUAAAAUCAAUUGGAUGAUGUCUGAAUCCUCUGCCAAGCUCUAACCUACAUCCUUGGAGGCUUGCCUUUCUACUGGCCAGCACAGCAGAGGGAAGCCAGGUGUUGGGGAGGCUUCUUGGAAGGUCCCAGAGUAGCCUGCAUCUCAACAGUCAUGCAGGAAAAGUAUGGGGAUGAGAAGUAGUCGGGAGGAGGGCUGGAGAAGUUUUCCCAUAGAAAUGCUUAUCUGAUGCAGAAGAGAUACACAGCUGGCCCAAGAGACCUGGGCUGCAUUCCCAGCCUGUCCCUUUCCAGCUGUAUGACCUAGCCAAUUCCUGUGAGGUUUCUAUGAUAUGACAGCACUAGAGUCUGGGACUUCCUGGCCUAUGGAAAGGAUGAGAUCUACCCAUCAUCGAUUGAACCUGUGCUCGUGUUGUGGGACUAGGGGCCAGAGGCAGCCAUGAGGGUCCUCCCUGUUCCCUUCCUCUUUGAGAGAGGUUGUGGUUGAUGGCUUUGCAAGGAAAAUGCUUCUUCCUUUAACUGAAGGAAGAACUUCUAAGGAACCAGGUCAACUUGGCUGUGGACCUGUCUUUCUUUUCUGUGAUUUUGUUGUUGUUUGGUUGGUUGUUUCUUUGAGACAGGGUCUCACUAUGUAGCUCAG
Messenger RNA from Peromyscus leucopus (white-footed mouse), 2770 nucleotides. It is a transcript of the gene Ccdc134, whose product is annotated as coiled-coil domain containing 134. Lineage: Eukaryota; Metazoa; Chordata; Mammalia; Rodentia; Cricetidae. The transcript is spliced from 7 exons. The record is from RefSeq and is a predicted model, not a curated record. The coding region runs from base 194 to 910 and encodes 238 amino acids.